This is a messenger RNA of Notothenia coriiceps (black rockcod), 345 nucleotides long. Its product is annotated as formin-like. Gene Ontology annotation, biological process: cortical actin cytoskeleton organization. The record is from RefSeq and is a predicted model, not a curated record. Lineage: Eukaryota; Metazoa; Chordata; Actinopteri; Perciformes; Nototheniidae. Gene Ontology annotation, cellular component: cytoplasm; cytoskeleton. Bases 34 to 345 code for a protein of 103 amino acids. The transcript has 3 exons. Gene Ontology annotation, molecular function: actin filament binding.
UGUUUGAAGGCUCUGCUGGAGGGUGAAGGUGUGAUGGAUGUGAUGGGACUGGUGUUGGCUCUGGGGAAUCACAUGAACGGAGGAAACCGGACCCGAGGUCAGGCGGAUGGCUUCGGACUCGAGAUUCUUCCCAAACUGAAGGAUGUCAAGAGCAGAGACAAUCGUAUCAGCCUGGUGGACUAUGUGGUGUCCUACUACCUGCACAAUGUGGAUGAGAACGCCGGCACAGACAAGAGUGUAUUCCCACUUCCUGAACCUCAGGACCUCUUCCUGGCUGCACAGGUCAAGUUUGACGACCUGAACAGAGACCUGAGACAGCUCGGACGAGAUCUGACAAGUAUGUGA